This is a messenger RNA of Bombyx mori (domestic silkworm), 2169 nucleotides long. RefSeq lists its product as uncharacterized. The transcript has a single exon. Gene Ontology annotation, molecular function: zinc ion binding; nucleic acid binding. NCBI's taxonomy places the organism in Eukaryota, Metazoa, Arthropoda, Insecta, Lepidoptera, Bombycidae. The record is from RefSeq and is a predicted model, not a curated record. The coding region runs from base 1 to 2169 and encodes 722 amino acids.
AUGGCUAACUAUGAGAGAGAUUUGUCAUGCGACCCGGCUGACGCCCGGCGCUCGCAGGUACCCGGGCCUGCGAGUGAUAAAUUGGUUACCGAUGGACGCGCAGGAGUAGGCGACCAGGCCCCUGUUGCUGAUAAUAUUACUGGAAGCAGUUAUUUUGAAAAUAUUGACGGAGGACCGCGUGGGUCGUCUUCCGUUAGAAAACGCUCACGCGACAAUGCUCCAGUGGGAGAUGGGUCGGUGGAUCUGUCCUCAGAUGAGGAAGGCUUGCUGCCCCCCAAGAAAUUACCGACCACGAGGAGAGGUCGGCAGGCUUCGAGAGGAGUGAGUGCUUCACGGCCGCGGAGGAACGCACAGGGUAGGUUCGUGUGCUCCAAUACUCCGGCUGCCAGCAAAGCAGAUAGUGACAUGGGGGUCACUACCGAGGACCCUGGUGGCGAGAGCUGUGCCUCGCUAGGGAGCUCAAAGGCGGAGAUCAACGCCGCCCGAAGAGAGCAGCGCAAAGCUGUCGCGGCCGACGAAGUGUCGGAAAUGGCCCGACGCGCACGCGAGCGACGCGCUACUCUAGCGGCGGAAGGGGGGGAACCAUCUGCGGUGGCCCUAAGUCAGCUUGCCUUGGACGGGGUGGACUUAGUCCUGAAGGUUGCCACCAAAUCCGGCAGCCUGAAGGGCACGUUUACCCGCGGUCUGAAAGAAGCUGCCGCGGACAUUAAGGAGGCGAUUGGCAUCCUCCUCAACAGGACGGCCUCUGACGAGGUUGCGAAGUUGCAGGAGGAAAACAGCCGUCUCCGAAAUGAUAUGGAGGACCUCCGGCGACGAGUCACUGCGUUGAGCGAGCAGCAGCAGCGGCGUACGUCCACUGAUGCCGCAUCGGUAGUGACCCCGGCUCCCGCACCGAGACCGACAAGCACUCAUACCGACGACGAGGUCGAGCGCAUUGUCCGGCUCUGUAUGCUCCAGUGCGGGAGCAUGGUCAAUGCUCGUAUGGAGGCAAUUUCUCGGCGCCUCCCUGCGGAAAUCCUCCGUCCGCCACUAGCGGCCGAUACACGGCGGAGGGCUGAGGAGCCGCCGAGACCUAAGCCUAGGGAGGGGAAGCCCGCGGAGGGUGUCAAAAAGCCCGUCGAGGGAGCCCCAUCGAGCGAUCAGCCCACGACUGCUGGGUCUAAGGGUGAGACCUGGGUUACAGUCGUGGGCCGCAAGAAGGCACGCAGGGUCGCCAAGGCGGCCUCAGCAGCAACGCAUGCGCCCGGCCAAACCGCAAAGGCGGUUGCGCAGCCUGCGCGGCGGGCUGCCAAAGGCGGUCGCAAAGGACCGGAGAUACGUGCUCCGCGUUCCGAAGCUGUGACGCUCACGCUACAGCCCGGAGCUGCGGAGCGCGGCGUAACGUACCAGUCGGUCAUCGCCGAAGCAAAGGCCAAGAUCAAAUUAUCAGAUCUUGGUCUUCAGGCCGUCACCCACAGGCAGGCUGCCACGGGUGCACGGUUGUUCGAGGUGGCUGGUACUACGAGUGGCAGUGCCGAAAAGGCGGACGCUCUGGCCGCCAAGAUGAGGGAGGUCCUCAGCCCCGAGGACGUCCGGGUCUCCAGGCCAAUGAAAACCGCAGAGGUGCGGAUUGCUGGACUGGAUGACUCCGUGACCUCUGAGGAGGUGGUAGCGGCCGUUGCCCGAAGUGGAGAGUGUCCAUCGGACAAGGUGCGGGCCGGCGAUAUACGCACCGAUGCCACCGGACUCGGCGUGGUCUGGGUUCGGUGCCCUGUAGCGUCGGCGAAAAAGAUCGCCUUAAGCGGCAGAUUGCUGGUUGGCUGGGUUGCAGCGAGGGUGAAACUUCUACAGCCCCGGGCUUUGCGGUGUUUCCGGUGCCUGGAUAAGGGGCACGUCCGGGCAAAGUGCACCGCUGAAGUUGACCGCAGUGACCUUUGUUAUCGCUGCGGUCAGCCCGGCCACAAGGCGGCUCAGUGUUCCGCGGCGCUCAACUGCAGCUUGUGUUCAGCUGCAGGGAAGCCAGCGGGACACAGGCUGGGUGGAGGAGCCUGUGGCGCACCAGCCAGCAAGGCCAAGAAGAAGAAGAGGAACUCAAAACCUGCCGGGGAAACCUCGCCACCCCCGCAGGCUAGUAGCUCCGUAGCCGACUCCCGGCCCAGGACCGUUGCCGAGGGAAUGGAAUGUCAAUAA